AUGGCCUGGGCUCUGUUGGCCCGUCUGAGCCCAGAUGUCGCCAGUGGCCAGUCCGGACAUCUGGAUGCCCCCAGUCUCCAUGUCGGCGCCGACCGGCCCAGUGCGCACCCCCCCAAGCCCCCCCCUGUUGCCACAAUACCAGACCACAGUGCACCAGACCGAACGUUGAAUUUAGUUACAAAUGACUUGACCGUUCAGUGUCUACCGGCAUCCAUGUCUCCUAAUCAAUGGCAAGUUUGCCGGGCUACAGGUACAUGCUGCGGCCCUUGCAUGCUAUUGUCUGGUCCCAGUGCCCGCUAUUGCCCUGCUGUCGGCCGCUGUAACUGCGCUGCCGCCCGUGCACACCACCCGCCCAAGUACCUGUAA
Messenger RNA from Metarhizium robertsii ARSEF 23, 366 nucleotides. RefSeq names its product peroxisomal copper amine oxidase. The transcript has a single exon. The coding region runs from base 1 to 366 and encodes 121 amino acids. The record is from RefSeq and is a predicted model, not a curated record. NCBI's taxonomy places the organism in Eukaryota, Fungi, Ascomycota, Sordariomycetes, Hypocreales, Clavicipitaceae.